Molecule: messenger RNA, 6080 nt
Organism: Tympanuchus pallidicinctus (lesser prairie-chicken)
Lineage: Eukaryota; Metazoa; Chordata; Aves; Galliformes; Phasianidae
Gene: RHBDL3
Product: rhomboid like 3
Exons: 9
Coding region: 214-1497 (427 amino acids)
Cellular component (GO): membrane
Molecular function (GO): calcium ion binding; serine-type endopeptidase activity
Source: RefSeq, a predicted model, not a curated record
UCCGGAGCCGGCCGCCGGGAUGCCGCCUGCCCGUUCUGCCCGCUCUAAUUGGAUGUUCCCUGGAUGGAGGAUUUCCUCCCCUCCCGGCUGCGGGAGUCAUGAAGGCAGGCUCGGCUGCGCUUGAAAGUUUGCCAAGCGGCAGCUAGGUUUAAUUUCUUUAAGGAUCCGAGGAGAAGGGGGGAGGCGGGGGCUGGAGGGGGACCGUUUCCAAGCAUGGGAGACAGGCUGCCGGAACCUCACGCCAGCUCUUCCCCUGCUGUGGCUGCCGGCUCAGAAGCGGAAGAAAUCGAGGUGCUCGACUCCGAGGAUGUCCUACCUAUGGCCGCAGAGGAUAGAGCUAGCCGUUCCUGCAGGCAGGCACUAAAGGGAGAGGAAGGCAGCUGGGAUGGAGUGCAAAUCAGGAAGCAGGCUGAACUGUUUGAUCCUGACAACACCGGCUAUAUCAGCACGGAGAAGUUUCGUUCCCUUCUCCAGAGGCACGGCUCAGAGCUGGACCCCCACAAGCUGGAGGUCCUCUUGGCCCUGGCAGACAGCAACUCAGAGGGGCGGAUCUGCUACCAGGACUUCGUCAACCUGAUGAGCAACAAAAGGUCGAAUAGUUUCCGCCAAGCCAUCCUUCAGGGCAACAGGAGGCUGUGCAGCAAGGCGCUGCUGGAGGAAACAGGGCUGAGCCUGUCACAGAGGCUGAUCCGACACGUUGCAUAUGAGACCCUGCCGCGAGAGAUAGACCGCAAGUGGUACUACGACAGCUAUACCUGCUGCCCUCCACCCUGGUUCAUGAUUACCAUCACCAUCGUAGAGGUUGCCUUUUUUCUUUACAAUGGAGUGGUGCUAGACAGAUUUGUGCUGCAAGUCACCCAUCCCUUAUACCUGAAAAAUGCAUUACUUUACCAUCCUCAACUCCGUGCUCAGGCUUGGAGGUACCUAACCUACAUAUUCAUGCACGCAGGGAUAGAACACCUUGGUCUCAAUGUUGUCCUUCAGCUCUUGGUUGGGGUUCCCCUGGAAAUGGUGCAUGGAGCUGCAAGGAUCAGCUUUGUGUACGUUGCUGGAGUCGUGGCAGGGUCCCUGGCAGUGUCAGUGGCUGAUAUGACUGCACCUGUGGUUGGCUCCUCCGGAGGCGUGUAUGCCCUUGUCUCGGCUCACUUGGCCAAUAUAGUCAUGAAUUGGUCUGGAAUGAAGUGCCAAUUCAAACUGCUACGCAUGGCUGUUGCCUUGAUCUGUAUGAGCUUUGAAUUUGGAAGAGCUGUGUGGCUGCGAUUCCACCCCUCUGCCUACCCUCCAUGCCCACAUCCUAGCUUCAUGGCUCACCUGGGAGGGGUGAUGGUUGGAAUCACCCUCGGUGUCAUUAUCUUGAGGAACUAUGAGCAGAGACUUCAAGAUCAGACUUUAUGGUGGAUCUUCCUUUCUAUUUAUCUAAUCUUUGUGUUGUUUGCCAUCUUCUGGAACAUUUUUGCCUACAGCCUGUUGGAUUUGAAGCUACCUCCCCCUCCUUGAAUGCACAGGACAGGAGACUCUGGAGAGCAGAAGCAGUCUGCCAGCUGCAUUAUACGAGAGAAGAUGGAGGUUCUAUUUUUAUAUUUAACUUAGGGGAGGAUGAUUAUUUUGAACACAACCGUGUGUGGAAGAAGAUGCUUAAAGAUCUCACAAGUGAAUGGACUGAUCAGUUUGUUAUUAAAUCUAGCAGGUACUGUAAUGCUGGCUGGCCUGGGCCCUGCAGUUUCUUCACUGCUAGGGCUUCCAUUGGGCACCUUGAACUUGGACAUUUAUCACAUGGUUUGUUAGCACACAUCAAUAUUCUGUAUGGGAUAUUUGCAUUUUCCUGGUCAGUGCUGGAAUUACAGCCAAUUGUUGAAUGAAUCUCCUCAAUAUUACUAAACACAAGAUGGAAAAAGAGCAGUCAGUUACUAACUAGACUUGCAUGACACUCCCAAGGCAGACUGGGUUUGGUUUCUACAGAUACAUUUGACUGUUCAGCCAUACCAGUGCCACUGUCUAAUUACUUGAAUGGUUCCUUAAAAUUUUAAGCCUUUGGUGGAACUUGUUUUAUGCACCUUUGAAAGGGAUCAGCAGAACUUUGUCACCCAAAGUGAUGGAGACUGGUCUUUCAACUACAGGUCAAAUGAAAUUGCACUAUAAACCUUGGAAACUCUUUAGAGUGAUGUGGAUACUGGGCUAGAGGUGAAUUUACCAUGCACGAUUUACUUGAUUUAUACUUUUUUUCCCAGCCUGUUGUGGCUACAGCUUGUGGCUGGGGUUUCUUUUUGAGAGAUGGAGGAAAGGAAGGCAAAUGUUCAGUUUUGAUUUUGUCAGUUGACAAUGGGGUUUUUCUUCUCACUUUAUUUGGGGCUGUAUUGAUUUAAUGCCUGGCCUGCAGUGAUAUCUAAGCAGGGAUCUCAACUCUUCCAACAGGCUCCAGCUUUAGAGCCAUCCAGUCUGUUUGAAGCCAGCUUUGUCCACUGAAGGUAUUGGGUUAAAUCAGGGUAUGUGUCUGGCUUCCUCCUGAAGUGGAAAGAAGUGUUACAGUGAACGUUGUGAAGUUCAUAACACUGGUUUUCAAAUGGCUGCUAAAAUCUGAGGAUGGCAAGUCUUUCUGAGGCAAUGGAAGUUCAGAGAAAGCAACAGUCAGUUGCACUGAUGCCUUUUUGCUUAGCAUAGGUCAAACCCAGAUUUUAGUAAUCUGGUUUGAAACACAGUCCAUACAGCCACACGAUGCGUGCUGCCUGAGUGAACCUGGGGACCAGACUGGAAUGUCUGCAGAGUGUGUGUCUGUGUAAGGUGCAUAUUCAGUUUUGCCUCUCACUUUGGAGAGCUGCCAAACUACAGUUGAGAUACUUGGAUGCCUUUCUUUUCUCUCCCCUUUGUCCACCUAGUUUGGUACCUUGUAUAAAGCAGAAAUGGGAGUCUUUGUAGAUGAGCUCCUUUUUUCCUUUUUCUUUGCAGCUUGGUGCCCAGCCACCGCCAGCUUUCCGUGGCACAUCUUGUGGGCAGAGCAGCAGCUGGGUUUUCUCUGUGGCUAAGUGUUUUUGUAUCGUAGGCUUUAUUCUCUCAGUUGUGUAAUUGGUGAAACCACAAACUGGUGGGAGCCUGUGUUUCUAGAGGGGACGUUCCCAAGAAAUCAUCAACUGUAGUUCCCUUAUUUGCCUUUGCAGGAGAAAUCUCUCCAGAAGGUAGAAGUUCUGCUCCUGUGGUAUCUGCUCGUAAAAAUCCUGUUGCCUCAGGGAAAGAGAAGGGGGAGAAGGAAGAGUGUCUCUACAGCUGGGAGUAAGCGUUACGUGCAAAAGAACCAAGUUUUGCUGUUUGUGCACAGAAAUGGAAUCUCAGAGGGCACCUUUCUGCAUGACUGGCAUGUUUGUGGCCCUCAGAUCGAGGGACAAGGGUCAGAGCUCUAUUCUGUCUGAAGGAACGGGCUCAUUCCCUGUGCUAUUUCAUCUCAGCAGAUUGGGUCCAGGUCAGAGCGGUCACAAAACUUUAUGUGCAUUGCUUCAGGUCAGGAGCUGGUCAGCGAGUUCCAUGCUGAUGGAGAUUGUCUCCCUGGAGAGCCAUAGACAAGCAGGAGGGGGGAACUAGAAUGCAGAGAAAAGCAUGGCUAAUGCCAUUCUUUCUUCACCAAUUGUUAAGCCUUUCUGAAUACAGAUGCCUUUAAACCAGAGGUGAGCAGGAAAUGGGAAUUGCCAGAUAGGAGCUGCACAGAGCAGUCUAGGUGCCCUUCCUUGGUCCUUCAUCCAUAAAUGAACAUAGUGAACACAAAGUAAUUUUUUCCAAAAAACCUCUCACUGAACUUGUGAGUUGUUCAUCUUUCCAACUUCCAUUCCUGUGUUCCCAUCUGCUGUCUGAGCAAAUCUGAAACAGCCCUGGGGAUCAGAGAGGUCAGACUCGAGCAGUACUGGAUUUUUGUGGGUGAAGAAAUGAAAGCCUCUUUCAUUCCUGCUCAGCAGAGCUGAAAUAUCUCCCCAUGUAUAGAGCAGAUCGUAUGCAUAGCCUGUUCUCUAUUAAGAAUAUCAGCUUAUGGAGUCAGGAGCAUUGUGAAGUGCUGAAGUUUUUUAUAAUUAUGUUUAUAUCACUGAAAGUAUAUUGUGAAAACUUGUUAUAUUUUUACAGAGUAUCAGGAAAGCCAGUUAACAAUGUUUUUUAAUGCACCCAGAAGUGCCACAGCACUGCAGUGCCAGAGAGCUAACAGCAAACAGGCUUUGCUUUUACCUCCAGAUGUCCUUGAUGCUGCUGGCUUAUGGCAGAGCUCUGCUAUUCUCCAUCCUGCUCACUUGUGGUUCCAGCUGAUCAGUGGCAGUGUGUUCCUGAAGGAACCAUCCGCUGACGACUGGUUUUGGUGGUUGCUUCUGUUUUAGUCCAGAUGCUGCCAAGAUUUUACAUUGCUCAGAUAAAAAGAUAAAAAGUGAAUCUUUUGUGUGAAUGUGCAGCUCCAGAACGGCAGACAAGGACUGUUAGCAGUGCACAGAGUGGAGAUAACGCAUGUUGGAGGAGUUUAUUUCGUGCCCCCGUCCUUGAGUGAGGACACAGCGCAGGCCAAGCAGCCGUUCCGUGUGUGAUUGCCGGUCAGGCAGCACCGCAGGGCGGCUCUGCAGCUCCUUCGGGGACACCUGCCGGCCGCGCCGACACAGCGCAGAGCCACGCUGAGCCCUCGGCUCGGCCCAUCCGAGCUGGGAGCAGCAGCUCGGACAGCUCUGGCAAUGGUGGAAGACAACCUGGGAGAGCAAAGUCCACGCGGCUUGCAGACUGCGCCUGUUAUUCCUCGAUUCUUGGAUGCAGGUGGAGAUUAAUUUUGCACACAUCAGUAAUAACAAGAGGAGGAAGGAGAGGAUGGGUGGGAGCGGUGCUUACCAGGAACCGUCGCUGACUGAGGUAGAGAGGAGUAAAAAUGCUGAUGAAUUCACUUUUGCCAAGUUUCUAAGCCAACACCUUUCUUUUUUUCCCCCCGUUAGUCAGUGGGGCAGCUGGGCACUUCUGUGGCACAUUGUGUUUCUACACUGCUUGCUCUUUCAGCAGAAGGAAGUAUCUUGUCAGUGGGGACAGGGCAGGGUGGAGAAGUUAUUGCCUAAAGCUGCUGGACUAGACAUAAAGCUUAAGGAUUUUGUGUCCCAAGACCUUGCUUCUGCUGCAUUACACUGCCCUUGUUUUUUAAGUCAAUUAUAUAGCUUCAUUUUGAACUAGGUGUGAAGGAUGGAGUCUGACACAUUUAGAACUGAUACAAAAAUAACAGCUAUCUGCUGGCCUUAUGUGGCUGCUGCUGUUUUGUGCCAACAUUUAGGCUUACAGGAUCACAGAGAGGGUCUUCACACAUCAGUGAGUAAAGAAAACUUGAGUCUGUGUAACUGCACAGAGUUCCACUUUGGAAACCCCACUGGCUUUACCUGAGGUGGAACUAGAAAACAUGAAUGCAGUUCAACACCAGCAACCUCUGGAGGCAAUCCAGGAUCCAGAGAACAGAAACACCUCUGGGAUUGUAGGCUCUCCGACUAUCACUGCUGUUCUGUUUCCUUUGUAGCAGGGGCUGCUUCCCACUGCUCUGUACUGUGACUCAAAACAUUCCUCCUGCGGUCAGUGAUGCUGAGAGCUGGUUGUAAAGGAAAGCAGUGCAUUUUGCAGCUCUGUAAAGAACUGCACUAAAGACAGAAACCAAGCCCGUUCAAAGGUAAAUGUACUUUGAAUGUCAUCUUUAAUCAACAGCACUUAAUUGGAAAAAGUUUUCUAAUGAGAUAUUCCUGAAAUGCCAGUAGUAGUAGUUCAGAAAAUUUAUGUUUCAGGGUACUUGACAAUACAGAGCACAAAAUAUUCCCCAGGCCUGAUUCAAGUAGCAACAUCUUUAAUUUCUAAUGAGCUUAAUAGAUAUGUUAGUCACUGUCUCCUGACUCCCUCAGUGUCUCAUUAAUUGGCAAAUAAAGCUAGUUGCUCAGCUUUUCUUUUGCUUACACUACUAACCUAACAACAUAUCCAAACGUUAAACACAAAGCACUAAACAAUGUAAUUUUCUGCCUUAAAAUACUGAGCAAAUGAUACUUUCCCGUUAAGGGCUAGUAAAACAAAAUAUUUGCAAGGUAAUUACACUAUGGUAUGUUUUCAAA